UCGCGCAACUGGAGGGGAGGGGGAGACGCAUUCUCACGGAGUACACACACGCAUUGGCUACAUCUACUGUAGACAAAUUCGUGUUUCACUGAUGUGUCUGUGUAUCCGCUGUAUAUCUGUUAAAACCAUUUCAUCAUAUGGCUGAGUUAUGUUUAGUAGAGAAAUGACAUACAGUUUCUUACACGGUAUUUUUUUCACGUAAUUUUGUCUUAUUACCCCCCUGUUUGUUAUUUCGAGGCCGUUAUUUUGUCGUCCACCCCCUCUCUCUUUUUCUCUCCAUCUCAUUUUCCUCUCUUUGGGAGUGCGACGGUCUUCGAAUAAGCUUCUGAAAUAAUAAACCGGCAGCAGCCCAACUAGCAUGUCCUCCUCAGUGACUGCUUCCUGAGAAUCAAGAGGACCAGAGCGAGAGCGUCCAAUCACAAUCAGGCCUCCACCAGCACAUCUGUCCAGUGAGAGAGAGAGAGAGAUAGAGGCCAGAGAGAGAGAGAGAAACGAGUGCAGGAAGGAGAGGGGGAGAGAGUGAGAACAGUCGAUGGAUGCAGUCUGGAUUGAGGCGCAUUCUUCAUUAACGAGGAAAAGAAAGAUUUCUAAAUGGAGUCGAAGGAUAGAAACUCGGCGGCAGGGAUGGUUUGUGAGAAGGGGAUCCAGAUCCUCCUCACCACCGUGGGUGCCUUUGCAGCCUUCUGCCUGAUGACGGUUUCUAUAGGGACGGACUACUGGCUGUACUCCCGCGCCUCCAUCUGCAACAGCACCCGCAACCACUCGGACGACCCCCACAACAAGGACAAGAAGGACCCCGGAGCCCUCACCCACUCUGGCCUCUGGAGGAUCUGCUGCCUGGAAGGGGUGAAAAGGGGAGUGUGUUCUCAGAUCAACCACUUCCCUGAGGAUGCUGACUUUGACCAUGAUGGGCCAGAGUAUGUUCUACGUAUGGUCAGGGCUUCCAACAUCUUCCCUAUCCUCAGUGCUAUCCUGCUGUUGAUGGGAGGGGUGUGUAUCGGUCUCAGUCGCUUCUAUAAGCACAAGAGGAACAUCGUCCUGGGAGCAGGCAUUCUCUUUGUGGCUGCAGGUCUGAGCAACAUCAUCGGUGUGAUCGUGUACAUCUCUGCAGCGCUGGGAGACAUCUCCCCUAAGAAGGACGAGGACAAGAAGUGGCAGUACAGCUACGGCUGGUCCUUCUACUUCGGAGGCCUGUCCUUCAUCAUGGCUGAGAUGGUGGGCGUUCUGGCCGUCAACAUCUACAUCGAAAAGAACAAGGAGCUUCGCUGCCGCUCGCGCACUGACAUCUUCAAGGGGACCACGCACGCCAUGCUCCGCCUACCCAGCUACCGCUUCCGCCGUCGCUCCCGCUCCUCAUCCCGCUCUACUGACCCCUCACGCUCCCGAGACCCCUCGCCGGUGGGGGAGGCGGGGGAAGAACUUUGGCCUGCCCCCUCGGCCAUGCUCUCCCAGGGGCCCAUGUCUGUGGCCACGCUGCCCAACCCUCACUCUCGCUCCCACACCACCCUGGCGGGGGGCGACAUCUCCCUCUACACUCUGUCCCGCGACCCCAAGCUGGCUGGCCUGCCCCCCAUGUACGGCACCGUGGACCGUGCCACCCUCUACCAGCUCCACAACUGCUUCCCCAAGGACGGGGGAGGAGGGGGAGGAGGGGGUGUGAUGAUGAGCGGCACACUGCCCUCUCUGAAGUCCCACAACCCCUCGCUGUCCCAGAAUUCCUCCAACUCCAAUGCACCUAUGGGCAACUCGGUGGGCUCGGGGCCCCCACCCUUCUCCUCGUCCACGGUGGAGAGAGAACGAGGGAUGGGAACGCUGGACAGGCUAAAGGGAGAUAGAGAGAGCAACUCCAAUACGCUCAACAGGAAGACAACACCAGUGUAGA
Molecule: messenger RNA, 1882 nt
Organism: Oncorhynchus masou masou (cherry salmon)
Lineage: Eukaryota; Metazoa; Chordata; Actinopteri; Salmoniformes; Salmonidae
Product: voltage-dependent calcium channel gamma-4 subunit-like
Exons: 6
Coding region: 592-1881 (429 amino acids)
Biological process (GO): neurotransmitter receptor transport, postsynaptic endosome to lysosome; postsynaptic neurotransmitter receptor diffusion trapping; regulation of AMPA receptor activity
Cellular component (GO): postsynaptic density membrane; AMPA glutamate receptor complex
Molecular function (GO): voltage-gated calcium channel activity; channel regulator activity
Source: RefSeq, a predicted model, not a curated record